Camelina sativa (false flax) is the source of this 2097-nucleotide messenger RNA. The record is from RefSeq and is a predicted model, not a curated record. NCBI's taxonomy places the organism in Eukaryota, Viridiplantae, Streptophyta, Magnoliopsida, Brassicales, Brassicaceae.
AUGUCACCUUAUCCAAGCUGUAUCAAGAUGAAUCUGGAAACUAUAAACUCAACUCCUAAUGGACCAUGGAUACUUGCCGGAGAUUUCAACGAGAUUAUUGAUAAUACUGAGAAGAUUGGAGGACCUGCAAGGGAUGAAUGCACAUUCAGGGAUUUCAGGCAUAUGUUAUCUGUUUGUGAUCUAUCUGAUUUGAAGUCCAAAGGUGAUCAUUUCUCGUGGGUGGGGGAGAGAAGGGACUACACAGUCAAAUGUUGCCUUGAUCGAGUGAUGAUAAACUCAGAAUGGGCAUCCCUGUUUCCAACUGCAGAGGCUGAAUUUUUGGAAUUUGAUGGUUCUGAUCAUAAACCAAUCCUAACAACAAUUCAACCUCGACAUUCUUAUACAACAAAGGCCUUUCGUUUUGACAAAAGACUUAUUGAAAUAGAGAAUUUCGAUACAAUAGUUGCAAACGGAUGGAACUCCUGUAAAAAACAGAAUCAUUACUCGAUUUGUGAUCAAAUCAGCAACUGUCGCAGAGAAAUGGCAAAAGGAAAGCACAAAACUAAUUUAAACUCAGCAAAACGCAUUGAUCACUUUCAACUUCUUCUAAACAGAGCAAUGGAGAGCACAAACAGGAAUAACCGAAGCCAUAUUCCAUAUUUGCAAAGAGAACUCAGUAAAGCGUAUAGGGAUGAAGAGUACUACUGGAAAAAUAAGAGUAGAAAUCGAUGGCUAACUCUUGGUGACCGUAACACAAGUUUCUACCAUGCUAGUACUAAGACUAGAUAUGCUAGAAAUCACAUUUCUAGUAUACGAGACUCAAGUAAUAUCUGUCACUCUGGAGAUCAUCAGAUUGGAGUUCAUGCUCAAGAAUAUUUUUCUAAAAUAUAUACAUCAAGCAGAGUCCCUGUCUCACCUAUUGAUUUUAGAGAUUUCCCUCCUACUAUAUCAACCUCUAUAAAUGAAGACCUUGUGAGGGAGUUCACUGAUGAAGAAAUCUUCGAGGCAAUCUCUUCCAUUGGGGAUGAUAGAGCUCCUCUCCCAGAUGGCCUAACUGCACGUUUUUAUAAACAUUACUGGCACAUCAUAGACAGUGAUAUAAUUGCAGAGGUUCGAGAGUUCUUUGACACCUCGCACAUGAAUUCGGGUAUCAAUCACACUAACAUUUGUAUGAUCCCUAAGAUAGAGAAACCUCAGACGCUAUCCGAUUAUAGGCCUAUAGCUUUAUAUUGGGUAAUGGCAUCAGUGCGGUCUGUAAGUUACUCAGUCUUGAUUAAUGGUACACCAUAUGGUGAUCCCCUAUCACCAUAUCUUUUCAUACUUUGUGCUGACAUUAUGAGCCACCUAAUCAAGAAAAGAGUUUGCUCGGGAGAUAUCAGAGGUAUACGUAUAGGAAAUGGGGUACCUCCAAUCACUCAUUUACAAUUUGCAGAUGACUCCCUUUUUUUCUGUCAAGCGAAUGCUCGAAACUGCAAAGCAAUCAAGGAAGCGUUUGAAGUGUAUGAGUAUUACUCAGGACAACAGAUCAACACAAGCAAAUCUCUAAUCACUUUUGGUUCUCGUGUUAAUGGACAGCUUCAGAAUAGAUUGAAAAAGAUUCUUGCAAUACCAAACAAUGGUGGUGGUGGAAAAUAUCUUGGUUUACCAGAGCAGUUCGGUAAAAAAAAGAGUGAAAUGUUCCAUUACAUAAUCGACAAUGUUAAACAACGAACUGCUUCAUGGAGGGGACAUUAUCUCUCACCUGCAGGAAAAGAAAUUCUUAUCAAGUCAGUUGCUCUAGCCAUGCCAGUGUACUCAAUGUCCUGUUUUAAAAUCCCACUUGGAGUCAUUUCUGAAAUAGAGUCAGUCAUUCAAAAAUUCUGGUGGGAUAAGAGUAAUCAUGACAGAGGCAUAUCUUGGAUAGCAUGGAAACGUUUGCAAUAUUCUAAGGCUGAUGGAGGUUUGGGAUUUAAAAAUCUAGAGCGUUUUAAUGAUGCUCUACUUGCAAAACAAGCUUGGAGAUUGAUCCAUUACCCGAAUACUUUAUUUGCUAGAGUUUUUAAGGCUCGAUACUACAAGGAUGACUGUGUUAUGCUAAACAGAGAGAAAAUCAAUCAUAUGGUUGGUCAUCAAUUUUAG